UCGUCCACAUUUUGUCUCAGACUUUGUAUACAACUCUUUCCAAAUUCCAAGUUAAUCAAAGCAUCUUCUUCUUUUUCCUCCUCUUCCGCCAUUGAAUAACAACAAUGGCAGGGGAAGUCAAGAGGAAGAUUUCAGCAUCAUCAGCAAGGUCGCAUACCAGGAAAUCAAAAUCCGAAUCUUCCUCUUCUUUCCCUUCAGAUUCGUCGGCGAUUUUACCGAAUCGAAGUGUUUGUGUGCCAAUGAAUGAAUAUUGUCAACUUGGAUUUCCUUCAAUUAAGAUCCUAAAACAUAUCACAUCUGUAGUCUUCAUUAUCGGGUUUCUGGCAUGGGCUUAUCAAUCAGCUUGUCCACCCCAACCCAAGAAACUCGGAUCUCCAGACGGACUUCCCAUUACAACACCUAGAAUCAAGCUUCGUGAUGGUAGACAUCUGUCCUAUAAAGAAUACGGUGUACCAAAAGCGGUCGCCAAAUACAAGAUUAUUUAUGUCCAUGGAUUCGAUUCUAUCAAGUAUUAUGCUGUUAUUGCCACAUCAGCCUCCCCGGCCCUAAUUGAAGAAUUGGGGAUACAUAUUGUCUCAUUCGAUCGACCUGGUUAUGGAGAGAGUGAUCCAAACCCUAACCAAACAUUAAAGAGUUCGGCUUUGGAUAUCGAGGAGCUUGGUGAUCAGUUAGAACUCGGAUCAAAGUUCUAUGUUAGCAGGAGCAGUCUUAUAGCUCCAGUUGUUAAUUACUGGUGGCCAAGUUUGCCAUUGAAGCUAUCUCAAGAAGCGUAUUCAAAGCAGUUCAUUCAGGAUCAAUGGAGUGUACGUGUUGCUCACCACCUUCCAUCAUUGACGUACUGGUGGAACACUCAGAAACUGUUUCCUUCUUACAAAGCUAUCGCUCACAGCCCUGAUAUUCUUUCUCACCAAGACAUGGAACUCAUUCCAAAGUUUACAGCUGGCAGGGGACCCAUUGAGGGACAAGUAAGACAGCAAGGGGAAUAUGAAUCUAUACAUCGUGACUUGAAUAUUGGAUUUGGUACCUGGGAAUUCGACCCGAUGGAUAUUGAGAACCCGUUUCCAAACAAUGAAGGAUCCGUUGAUAUUUGGAUGGGUGAUGAUGAUAAGAUUGUGCCUGUGACACUGCAACGUUAUAUUGCCCAACAGCUUCCAUGGAUAAGGUAUCAUGAGCUCAAGGGUGCUGGUCAUAUGUUUCCUUAUGCUGAUGGGAUCAGCGAUGCUAUCCUAAAAGAACUUCUUCUUGGUAAAAUUUAGAUUCAUAUACUUUUUGUACGAGUAAAAAUUUGGGUAUUUUUGUAAGAGUAAAAAUUUGAGUUGUUUUUAUUCUUUGCACACUUUUGGGUAUUUUGAUGUCCUUUGUGUAAAUUAAACUGUUGUAUUUGGUAUUAUAAAUUUAUGACUACAUUUAAUUUUGGGGUUGA
Messenger RNA from Lactuca virosa, 1423 nucleotides. The record is from the annotation of a GenBank genome assembly. NCBI's taxonomy places the organism in Eukaryota, Viridiplantae, Streptophyta, Magnoliopsida, Asterales, Asteraceae.